Messenger RNA from Puma concolor (puma), 3564 nucleotides. The record is from RefSeq and is a predicted model, not a curated record. NCBI's taxonomy places the organism in Eukaryota, Metazoa, Chordata, Mammalia, Carnivora, Felidae.
AUGGCUGACCUCAGUCUUGCAGAUGCAUUGACAGACCCACCUCCAGAAAUUGAGGAAGAGAUAAAACGGGACUUCAUUGCCACACUGGAGGCAGAGGCCUUUGAUGAUGUUGUGGGAGAAACUGUUGGAAAAACAGACUAUAUUCCUCUACUGGAUGUUGAUGAGAAAACCGGCAAUUCGGAGUCGAAGAAGAAACCAUGCUCAGAUACUAGCCAGGUUGAAGGUACGCCAUCCUCUAAAGCAACAGGGCUAGCCAACGGUGAUCAUGGAAUGGAAGGGAAUGAUACUGCGGGGUCUCCAACUCCAUUCCUUGACGAGAAAAUGACCUUCCAAGGAUAUCAGAACAUCCAGAACUGGCCAGAAAAUACAAACUUCUGCUUCGAACCUGAACAGUUGGUGAAUCCUACCCAGACUGAUCCCUUUAAGAUGCAUCAUGAUGAUGGCCUGGAAGAUUUUCUCUUUCUCCCCAGUGGAACAACCAAUGCUUCAGCAUUUACAGAACAAAAUGAUCCCCUGCAAGACAGUUACGGUCUGUUUCCCCGUGACACAUUUGCUCCUGCAAAUGUUGUGCCUCAGGAGUGGCCUGUGGAAGCCCCAAACUCUCCACACCCGGAAUCCUUCAUUUCCCCGAUGGCUGUGACACAGCCUCUGCAGCCCACGGCAGAGCCACCUGAAGAAGUAGAAGUGAAGAAGGGAGCAGAAGAGAGGGCACCAACAGAAGCAUUGGAAAUCAUGAUGGGACUGAAGGCUGAUGACAUGGCACCAUCUAGAGAAACAGAGAUGUCUCCAGCCAAGGACAUGGCACCAGCCACAGAAACAGAGGUGGCAUUGGCUAAAGACAUGGAACCUUCUAUCAAAUCAGAUGUGACACUGGCUAAGAACAUGGAAUCAUCUAUGGAAUCAGAUAUGGUCCUAGUCAAGGACAUGGUACUACCCAAAGAAACAGAAGAAGCCCCGGUGAAGGAUGCUGUUUUGUCCACAGAAACAGAUGUAUCUUUAGCCAAGGAUAUGGUAUUGCCCACAGACACAGAGGUAGCCCCAGCUAAGGAUGCGAUACCAUUCAAAGAAACGGAGAGGGCACCACCUAUAAAAAUGGAUUUGUCCCCAGAUGAGGGCAUGGUAGCACCCACAGACAGACAGAUGACCCCAGCCAAGGGUGUGGAAUCCCUCUCAGAUAUAGAAAUGGCACUGGCUAAGGACGUUGUGUCACCCACAGAAAUAUCCUCAGCCAAAGAGGCAGCCUUGUCCUCAGAAACAGAGGUGGCCCUGACUGGGGAUAUGGCACUGCCCCCAGAAACCAAGAUUUUCUUGACCAAGGAUGAGGCACUGCCCCCAGAAAUGGAAGUGGCCCCAGUCAAGGAUAUGGCUCCACAUCCAGAUACAGAAAAGGCCCCAGUGAAAGACAUGGCUCCGUCCCCAGAAACAGAGGUACCCCUGGGCAAGGAUGUGCUUCUACCCCAAGAAACAGAUGUGGCCCUGGGGAAGGACCUGGCUUCACCUGUAGAAACAGAGAUGGCCCUGGGCAAGAACGUGGCUAUGCCCCCAGAAACAGAAGUAACCCUGAUCAAGAAUGUGCCUCAGCCUCCAGAAACAGAGAUCGCUCUGGCUAAGGAUAUGGCUCUGCCCCCUGGGACAGAGGUCACCCUGGCCAACAAUGUGAGUCCAGCCAAGGAUGUUGCACCACUCUCAGAAACGGAGGUGGCAGCUGUUCCAGCUAAGGACAUGGAAAUUGCGCAGACACAGGAAGAAGUACGUGAGGAGGCCCAGUUAAAAUCUCUCCGGGAUGAGGGGCCAUCAGCUGCAUCUACUUUUAUCAUUUCACCAGAACCAGUGACAGCUGUGGGUCAGAAGUACAACGUGCCAACAGAUGAGGAUUCUGUGUUAGAGAAACAAGACCAGAAGAAACCUGUCAGUAGUCAGCCUUCUGAACUUUCUUCAGAGAGCUCAGGAAUAAGUAAGCCUGAAGAAGGACGGCCUGCUGGGAGUGUGACCGGAAAUGACAUCACUGCCCCUCCAAACAAGGAGCUCCCACCAAGCCCAGAGAAGAAAACAAAGCCUUUGGCCACCACUCAACCUGCAAAGACUUCAACAUCGAAAGCCAAAACUCAGCCCACUCCUCUCCCCAAGCAGCCGGCUCCCGCCACCUUUGGUGGGUCGAAUAAAAAACCCAUGAGCCUCGCUGCGGGCUUAGUGCCGGCUGCCCCGCCCAAACGCCCUGCCGCCACCACUGCCAGGCCUUCCACCUUACCUUCAAAAGACGCAAAACCUAAGCCUGUUGCAGAGGCGAAGAUUCCUGAGAAGCGGGCCUCCCCAUCCAAGCCGGCCUCUGCCCCAGCGCUCAGGCCUGGCGCCAAGAGCACCCAGACUGUUCCAAAAGCCACAGCAGCUGCCACUCCUGCCUCAGCUGGGCCAAGCAGCAGGAGCCCCCCCACACCUGUGCCCAAGAGGCCCACCACCAUCAAGACUGAGGGAAAGCCUGCAGACAUGAAGAAGACGGCCACGAAGUCUGCACCAGCUGACCUGAGUCGCCCCAAGAGCACCUCCACCACUUCAGUGAAGAAGAACACCACUGUCCCUGGGGCAGCCCCCGCAGCAGGGGUGGCCCCCGGCCGAGCCAAGCCCACACCCACCCCUCCUCGGCCCUCUGGGACUCCUUCCUCGGACAAGAAGCCCACGUCAGCCAAGCCCGGCUCCUCUGCACCGAAGCCUAGCCGCUUGUCUACCAACGCUUCCACCCCUGAUCUGAAGAACGUCCGCUCCAAGGUUGGCUCCACGGAAAACAUCAAGCAUCAGCCUGGAGGAGGCCGGGCCAAAAUAGAGAAAAAAACAGAGGCAGCUGCUACAGCUCGAAAGCCUGAACCUAAUGCAGUCACUAAAACAGCCGGUCCAAUUGCGAGUGCGCAGAAACCACCUGCUGGGAAAGUCCAGAUAGUCUCCAAAAAAGUGAGCUACAGCCAUAUUCAGUCCAAGUGUGGUUCCAAGGACAAUAUUAAGCAUGUCCCUGGAGGUGGUAAUGUUCAGAUUCAGAAUAAGAAAGUGGACAUCUCUAAGGUCUCCUCCAAGUGUGGGUCCAAGGCUAACAUCAAGCACAAACCUGGUGGAGGAGAUGUCAAGAUUGAAAGUCAAAAGUUGAACUUCAAGGAGAAGGCCCAGGCGAAGGUGGGAUCCCUCGAUAAUGUGGGACACCUGCCUGCAGGAGGUGCCGUGAAGACUGAGGGCGGUGGCAGCGAGGCCCCUCCGUGUCCGGGCCCCCCCGCUGGGGAGGAGCUGGCCAGCCCUGAGGCAGCGCCCGAAGCUGGCGCCCCCACUUCAGCCAGUGGCCUCAGUGGCCACCCCACCCUGGCAGGGGGUGGUGACCAAAGGGAGGCCCAGACCUUGGACAGCCAGAUCCAGGAGACAACUCCCUUGAAGUGUCCCCCAAGCCAGAGAAGCGGAGAAGGCUGCCCUGACAGCUGGGGACCAGAGGCCCCUGUGAGCUGUUACUACCUGCAGCCGUUUGGGGGUGUGACAUUUCUGUACUUCCGGUUUGCUUAUGGCUCAGCUAUUGCCUGUGUCAAUCUGUGA